CAUUCAGGCUUUAAGCGAGCAGCCAAAUUUGUAAGCUCUUCUCCGGAAUCGACUUAAACCGUAGAUAUACCGCAGAAUUGUGCGGAUAUUCUGCUCUUUUCAAAUAUUCAACUGGCAGCAGGAGCCACACACACACCAAAGAAUGGUCUACGACAUGACGCAUAUGGCAGAGGGACCGCCGCAGAGCAUCUCCCUGAGUCGCUACUAUCUGCAGGAGGAUGACGAGAUGUUGGCCCCCGCCAACAAUGCCGGCCUGUUGAACGAGGACUAUGCGGCCAGCACCACGCUGGACAUUGAGAAGCGCUUCCAGGCGCGCAUGGCCUGUGAGACGGCCGCCCAGCCGGCACCGCCGCCGCCACCGACACCAGCGCCACGUCGUCGGACCACACCUAUUGCCCACCUCGACCCCACAGAGCUGGUGGGAUUGUCACGCGAGGAGCGACGUCGCCGGCGACGGGCCACACUCAAGUACCGCACGGCACAUGCCACACGGGAACGUAUCCGCGUGGAGGCCUUCAAUGUGUCCUUUGCUGAGCUGAGGAAGCUGCUGCCCACCCUGCCGCCAGACAAGAAGCUCUCCAAGAUCGAGAUCCUCAAGCUGGCCAUCUGCUACAUUGCGUACUUGAAUCACGUCCUGGAGACCCCCUGAGAUAGUGGUAGCGCCUCUAGCUUCAACACCAGCUGCAGCUUCAGUGAGGCCAUGUUCUUUGCUCCACCAUAGGACGCAAAUCGAAUCGAAUCGAGUCCCCCCAUAUCCCCCCAUAUCACCCCAUCUCCUGUAUUCAUAAUCCACAAGAGUAUCUUUAUUCUAGAAAUAAUCGCAAAAAAAAACAUCAUUUUUUUGACUAGCUUCUAAGUCGUGAUAUUUCUUUAUCCCAGUCAAGCAUUAAAGUUAUAAAUAUAGUAUAGUAUACCGAAAAAGGAGAUACAUGUGUAUGCACACCGCUCUUUCAUUCC
Messenger RNA from Drosophila miranda, 957 nucleotides. It is a transcript of the gene HLH4C, whose product is annotated as helix-loop-helix protein 1. Gene Ontology annotation, biological process: regulation of transcription by RNA polymerase II. Gene Ontology annotation, molecular function: RNA polymerase II cis-regulatory region sequence-specific DNA binding; DNA-binding transcription factor activity, RNA polymerase II-specific; protein dimerization activity. The transcript has 2 exons. The record is from RefSeq and is a predicted model, not a curated record. NCBI's taxonomy places the organism in Eukaryota, Metazoa, Arthropoda, Insecta, Diptera, Drosophilidae. Bases 143 to 649 code for a protein of 168 amino acids.